This is a messenger RNA of Botrytis porri, 2034 nucleotides long. RefSeq lists its product as uncharacterized. Gene Ontology annotation, biological process: positive regulation of transcription by RNA polymerase II. The coding region runs from base 1 to 2034 and encodes 677 amino acids. The record is from RefSeq and is a predicted model, not a curated record. Gene Ontology annotation, cellular component: nucleus. Gene Ontology annotation, molecular function: zinc ion binding; DNA-binding transcription factor activity, RNA polymerase II-specific; transcription cis-regulatory region binding. The transcript is spliced from 2 exons. Lineage: Eukaryota; Fungi; Ascomycota; Leotiomycetes; Helotiales; Sclerotiniaceae.
AUGUCAACACAACCCCCCAACGCUCAAUCAGCAAUCAGAACGACGAACGUCAACAUGGCUGUCGCUCAACCCAAGCCCAAAGCUCCCAAAGCUGCUCCUGCUACAAAAGGAAAGGUGCAAAUGCAUAGACGAUCAAGGACAGGUUGUUACACAUGUAGGUUGAGAAGGAAGAAGUGUGAUGAAGGUACCGGAUCUUGCAGUGCUUGUAAGCAUCUAGGUUUACGAUGUGAAUACAAGAGACCUUCGUGGUGGGGAAACAAUGAGUUGCGCCGCCAGCAAAAAGAGGUUAUCAAGACUAUCAUCAAGCGAAAGAAGCUCACGGAGAAGACAACCGCACCAUCUCAAGCUCAAACACAACAAGUCAUGUCAUCCAGUAUUGAUACCCCUCCCGGACUUACACACUCAUUACCUACCUCUGCAACAUACUCCGACUCCCUAGACCGCAAUCGAUCAUCAUCAAUCGAUUCUCAAUUAUCUCUCUUUGAUUUCAAUGCCCCUCCUAUGGCCGAUUACACUGCUUACAAUGCGCAAAUGCACUCAUCGCAUUCUCAAUACGCCAUUUAUCCUGAAUACUCACCGUAUGAGAUUGAUGUAAAGACAGAACGUCAAAUGUUUGUUAAUGAUGUUCCUACUCGUCGCGAAUCAACCAUCUCCACCUUUAGCACGUUCCACCCACCACCACCACCCGAAUCGAUGCUACCAUCCUUCCCAAUUGAUCAUGAAUGGGAUACUGUAUACAAUGAAAGACAUGAAGUACUAGCAGAGGAAGCAUUGAACAUGAAUCUCUUUGAUUUCUCUCACGGCCCACCAUCAUCAUUCCGUCAAGUUGCCAUUGAACUGGAUGAGGGUGAUCAAAGACUUCUCGAUCAUUUCGUCUCGGAUGUUUUGCCUACCAUAUUCCCAAUUCUCGAAAGUAAUCAACAUGGUUCCGCACGAACAGAUUACAUCCUCCCAGCACUCCAAGGUAACAAAUGCUACCUACACUGUUGCCUCAGCAUUUCUGCUCAACAUUUCAAAUCCACCAUGAACAUCCAAGGAGAACAAAUCGAUAACGAUAUCAUGCGCCACCGAUAUGCAACCAUCUCGGAGCUUUGCGAAGCUCUCAACCGCGACACUGAUCACGUAUCAAUAUUGGAAGCCACAUUAGGAAUGAUCUUUUUCCAAUGUUCGGUCGGUCGAUUCGACGACUCUCUCCCUGAUAUUCCAUGGCAUCAACAUUUCCAAGCUGCCAUUUCUCUCGUUCAAAAACUCGAACUGCCACGUCUCGUUAUUGAAUCGCAUGAUCUGAUGCCUUUCAACAUGACUUUGACAGCUUGGAUCGAUAUCCUCGGUUCAACCAUUCAAGGCCGUGCACCCACAUUUGCUCACACAUACAGAGAAAAGCAUUUGUCGCAAACCAAUUCAUCGCUCGGCUUGAGAGAACUCAUGGGCUGUGAAGAUCGCGUUUUAUAUCUCAUUUCUGAGAUUGCAUGUUUGGAAGCUCUUAAAAAUGAUGGCAUGGAUGAUAUCCAACUUUGUCAACACGUCCAUGCUCUCGGUGAUCAAAUUGGACUUACGGAGAUCGGGGAAACCGGUCCCCGUAUCCCAUUCAAUGCUCAUGGCAUUCUCAGUCCCAAACAAUUGAGCAAGAACAUGACUGCUGCUUUCCGUCUCGCAGCUCGUAUCUAUCUCUGCAGUCUCGUUCCGGGCUUUUCCCCCAGCCAAGAUAGCUGUGUCGGGUUGGUUAACAAACUUACCCAAGCGCUUGAAUAUAUCCCCGCGGGACCCGGAGGCUAUGAUCGCAGUCUCGUGUGGGUUUAUCUCAUUGGUGGAUCUGUCAGUACUACUCAUUCUCCCUUCCGUCACCAUUUUGCCGAGCGCCUCGCUGCUCUUGGAGAUUUUGCCAACCAAGGAAGCUUCGGUCGUGUAUCGACUCUUCUCAAGGAAGUCUGGAGUCAUGUGGAUGGGAGAUAUAGUCCUGGUGGUGGUGAAGCACAUUAUGUCUCCUGGAGAGAGGUAAUGCAGAUGAAGGGUUGGGAUUUCUUGUUGAUCUAG